GGUUUCAGUUCAAACUCACACGUUGCUCAUACGCAACGUUGGCCGGGCGGAAAAAUCACAAUUUCCACACAGACUUUCCGAUUGUUUGUUGUUUGUGCUUUCGGCGUGUAUGUUGCGGGAAAACAUUGUGCGUGAUUUGAAAAAUUGUUUCAAAAACCCAAAAAAAAAAUCUUCAAAGGAAAAAUAUCGAAAACGCCAAGGCGUUCGCUGAAUGAAAUGUUACACUAGAAUGAUUAAAUGUGUGUUAAAUGCUUAAUAUAUUAAAUACAUUUAUCAUUUGUCCAAAUCAAGAAUACAUAUCGCCGCCGAAAAGAUUUUAAACACUUUGGAGUUCUGGCAGUCUGGAUGAGAUUUAUGUGCCGCGCCAACAUCAUUUUUGACUGCAGGACGGAAAAUGGAAAACUGAAAACGAAACAAACACAGCUUGAAGUAAAAUGUCAGCAACUCUAGUACAAAAAACAUCAACUGAGAAAAUAAACAGCCGAUCAGUAGUUGGAGCAGCACAAGCAAAAGAACUAGGAAUAGGAUCAGGAGUAGGCGCUGUGCCGGAAGAGGACGUUCCUCCAUAUAAGACCAUAUCGCUUCUAUUACAAUACGACAUCGACAAUACGCUGAAUGCGUUCAAGGAGCAGCACAAGAUGACACUAGACAACGUUCAACGGGAUAACCUGGACCGGGAGCAGGCCACCGAACUGGAGGUGGAGCAGAUGGGCUUGGAGAAUGGAGCAGGACAAAAAUUGAAUGCCACAUGCAUGCCGCCCACGCCACCGGCGACGCCAAACCUACAACAGAACACCGCCCAGAAACGCUGGAAGAUUCUGGCCAAGGUCUUGCGCAAGGACUCCGAGGAAACGGUGUCCUCCUCCAGUGAUGAAUUCAGCGAGGAGCAAACAGCUUCCGUGCGCCGCUUCAAAAGCUUCGAUCUCCUGCGCCAGGACAGCUUCGAGGAUCACAUGAGCCUGAAGUGCCUGGGCAAGACGGAGAACUGGUACAAGUACCGCAUGGCCUUGGACAACGAGUUCCAGGAGUACUCCGUCAACAUCCACCACAUGGAGCGCCAGCUGACCGCCAGCGAUCUGAUGGGCUUCAACAACACGGGCAACAUCUGUGUGUGGCCCUCGGAGGAGGCCCUGACCGCCCUGGUCCUGUCCGAUGUAUCCGCAUAUCGUGGCAAAUGGAUACUGGAGUUGGGCGGAGGGUUCACCUCCCUGGCGGGCCUGAUGCUGGCCAAGUACGCUAAACCCUAUGCCGUGCAUCUCACGGACGGCAACGAGAUAUCCGUGGAGAAUGUCCGGAAGACAGUCUGCCUUAACGAACUGAGCUGCUACACCAAGUGCUCUGUCCUCAAGUGGCAGGAGAGGGCCUCCCGUUCGCCGGCGGAGCAGGGCAAGUUUGAUUUCAUCCUGUGCGCCGACUGUCUGUUCUUCGACGAGGCCCGGUCGGCGCUGGUGGACACCAUCUGGUAUUACUUGGCCCCCGAGGGUUAUGCCUUGAUAAUGGCCCCCCGGCGGGGCCGCACCCUCACCGUGUUCAAGGACGAGUGUGUGGCGCGGGGAUUCGUGGUGGAGCUGUACCCGCGGUACAACGAGACCAUCUGGCAGCGUCACCUCCAGCUGAAGGCCGAUUCCGCUCUCUAUGACGAGGACCUGCACUAUCCAUUGCUCCUUCGGCUGUGCAAAACGCACAGCUAGGAGGUGCUCGAGGGGGGCGACGGGACAGGGGGCGAGCCAGCUGGCUUUAGUAGAAGAAAUUAAGUUUAGUCAAUGUCUUAGUUAAUAGCAACCAAAUUCCAGUUUACACCUUAAACACACACAAAAAACUUACUCGAAAAAUGAGGUCAGUUCUGGCAAACAAGGGCCUCACCAAAAAAAUCACAAAAAUUCCUUUCCCAAAUUGAAGAAAAAAUGUUGCAGAUUUAAUUCAUUGCACUGGUGCUGAAAAUUAAAAUUAAAAGCAAAAAAAUCUAAAUAAAUAUAUGAAAAUGCAAAGUUGAUCAUUUAUUCAGGUGCUCUAAGUGCAUAAAUAUUUAAAAUCGGCAAAGAAAAAUCUGUCACUAUCUGUAUUAAAAUACAGAAAUAUUUAAGUUAGAAAAAGGCAAAAAUACUCAACCGAAAUUUUCAGCACCAGCCAGGUGGAUAAUCUAGAAUGUAACAAAAUCAAAAAAAAAAGAGAGAAUAUUCCUUUGAUAUGUAAAUUUGAUUUGCGCUGAUUCCACAAAAAGUUUUGUAACUAUUUUUUGUUUUACAAAAUACUCCCCAUUAUAUAUAGUUGCCACGACCAUAGUGACCCACGAAAAAAAAAUCACACACACACAAAGUAUUAUUUAAAUUUAAUGUACACGCUGAAUAGCAUACUUUCUGGCCGCUUUAAUUGAAGCACGAAAAACCAACACCCACAACUGGACGAUGUAGAAUUUCCUUAAAAUUAAAAAAACAUAUUUGAAAAAACAUAUUAUGAAAAAUUGAAUUAAAAGAAAAGGUAAACGAUGCCAGCGCUCGACCAAUUAAUUAAUAGUUACCUUAAAUUAGUCUACUGUAAUUACAUAGAGCAUGUGUUAAUGGUUAUAUGAUGAUGAGAUAAAUACAAUAUCGAAACGCCACGUACAUAUAUUA
Messenger RNA from Drosophila ananassae, 2612 nucleotides. RefSeq names its product calmodulin-lysine N-methyltransferase. Gene Ontology annotation, cellular component: cytoplasm. The coding region runs from base 435 to 1691 and encodes 418 amino acids. Gene Ontology annotation, molecular function: calmodulin-lysine N-methyltransferase activity. The record is from RefSeq and is a predicted model, not a curated record. The transcript has 2 exons. NCBI's taxonomy places the organism in Eukaryota, Metazoa, Arthropoda, Insecta, Diptera, Drosophilidae.